This is a messenger RNA of Paramacrobiotus metropolitanus, 3661 nucleotides long. RefSeq names its product phosphofurin acidic cluster sorting protein 2-like. Gene Ontology annotation, biological process: protein localization to plasma membrane. NCBI's taxonomy places the organism in Eukaryota, Metazoa, Tardigrada, Eutardigrada, Parachela, Macrobiotidae. The record is from RefSeq and is a predicted model, not a curated record. The coding region runs from base 365 to 3373 and encodes 1002 amino acids. The transcript is spliced from 16 exons.
CUGAAUUUUCCAGUUUUUAUGUUGUUGUUUUCCAACUUUCGAAAUCAAAAGGGUGAACUGCAUGCUCACGUUUUCUACAAAGACGACUUAUUUAUUAUCAUCAAUAUCCAGACAUCAUUCGGAAAGUUUGCUCAAUAGUGAGCACACGCUGCAGACUGCACAACAUCUGUGAUCUGGUACGUGCAAACCAGCACCAAACAAAUUCAUGUUCAUUCGUGUUUUUGGUACCCAGGGAGAAUUGAAUGCUCCGCUGCUGAUAUAGAGCUUUCAGCGCUGAUCAUCCGUCUCCCACUGUGCGCCGUUGCGCUGUCCCCUUGAUCGCUUCCCCCCACUGCCCCCCGCCAUGCCUCCCUUCCCCUAACCCAUGGCGGACCGCCUAACGAACCCCUCGCCCCUGACCCAGGGGACCGCCACCCGCCACGGACUCUUAUCCAGCGUGGCCUCCAGCGGCACCCUCACCAUCAGCCCCUCCUCGCCCUUCGCGCAGGGCAGCGGCCCCUCGCCCCACUUGUACGUCGGAGGGUCUCACACCCGCCCUCACAGCCAUGGAGCCUUCGGGGGACUGCCGGCGGCCGUCAACUCGGGUUUCUCCCCCACCACGGCCUUCGGGGUGGUCCACAAGCCCAUCCCCAUGAAGCUCUUCGCCAUCGGGGAUCUGGACCGCACGCCGGCCUUCUGCACGCCCAGAAUCUGUAGUGUGCGUCUGACACGCUUGGUUAUCUGCAAAUGCCUGGAAGAAGGACUCACCUCGGUGACGAUCGCUGUCAAAAUGGAGCGUUCCAAGAGAACGCUGCGCUCGGCGGAGAUUGAUUUGCCGGACAAGACCGGCGGUCUGCUGGACACCGAGCUGGAUCUGUCCUUGUCUUUACAGUAUCCGCAUUAUCUCAAGCAGCGCGGCAAUCUGCUGCUGGUGAUGCUGCAGCGGCGGAAAAAGUACAAGAACCGGCGUAUUCUCGGCUUCAAAACGCUGGCCAUCGGCGGUGUGGAUAUGAACGAAGUGCUGCAGCGAUCCGUGGACCAGGAACUGAAUCUCUACGCCAACGCCAAGAGCAAGGAGAACGUGGUGGCCCGCAUCCAGAUGGUCUCCCUCGCCACGCAACCCGUCUCGGCGCCCAACGGGAAGGAACCACUGGCACUGGAAGACGAUAACACCUCGGAGGAGGACGAGUACCUGUCGGAUGUGUCGGACAGUGAAGCGGACGCCGGUGAUGAUCCGGAGAAUGUGCGGCUGCGGGCGCACACCCAUCCCCGCCAUCAUCACGCUCCCGGCGGGGAAGGCAGUGGCGGCGUCAGCGGCAAGAGCCGCCGGAAGAUGGUCAUGGGACGGCAAGGGAAUUUCAAGCAGAAAUUCAUCUCACUGCUGCGACGCUUCAAGGCAUCUGAAACGGGUUUCGAUCCGGACGUGGAUGUGGACAUCGACCCGGAGCAAGCCGAACUAGACGCCAACGAGAAGGCGGUGUUGGAGGAUGAGCUGCUGGAUGAACUGGAUUUCGACAGUGACAGCGCGCCCGAGUUCUUCGACAACAUCAGCGUCCAGUCCACUCCACGCCCGCAUCUCAGUCCGUAUUUCAAACCGGGUCGCUCGGGGUCCACCCUGAUGCUGGCCAGCCAGAAGCCGACGGACAGCGGACUGUCGCCGUUGACCGGCGGCAGCGGUGGCGCGACUGCGUCCGGAUUGACGCCGGAUUCCGCGACGUUGAACGUGACACGGUUGGACAAGAACGACGAGGCAUCCCGCAACAAUUCUGAUUCUCAUCCGGACAAUCUCACCGAUGAAGACGGCACGGCCGUUCACGAGCGCCGCCCCGAGGAAUCCGGCGGAAAGGAGACGGAGAAGAAGCCGAAAGCCAAGGCGUUGGUGCUGCGCGAGAAGUCGUGGUCGAUGCGCGACAAGGACAAGAAGCCGGCGUCCGACGCGGCGGCGUCCCUCCCGCGCGACGUGUACAGCGUGGAGGGUCCCGGGCGCAAGUUCAGCCAGGCCUUCCCGGUGGACCCCCUCCCGCGGGCGGUCCUCAUGGAGCAGCUGCAGCACGUCUUCCCCUCGCCGGACGACGAGCUGCCCACCAUGAUGGUCUGGGUCAACGGGCAGCACGCGCUGGGCCGGCCGCUCGUCGACAAGUUCUGUGGCGGAUUGGGCGGGGCGCCGGCCGUCGCCGUGGCCAGUAUUGGUGAUCUGAAGGCCUGCUUCGCGCAGUUGGUAGCGCGUUUCCAGCGCCUGCAGUUCUCGCGGGCCGCAUCCGGCCAGCACCAGCCGGUGAUCCGCGUGGUACUGUGCGGCGGGGACGAGUUCGUCAACGCCACGCUGCGUGUCUACGUGGAGACGUUCUCGGAGCGGCCGACCGACUGGCAGAACGGCAUCCGCUUCAUCUUUGUCCCGCUCGGCCAGAGCGGACUGGCGCGCUUCAUCCUGCAGGCCGACACGCUGGCCGGCAAGGUCUUUGACGAGAUUUCCUGGUUCGCCGCGCUGGAGCACACGGACCCGGACGACGUGGACUGGGAGCACAUCGUGGGGACGAUGAAGCUGUACAUCCAGUCGGCGGAGGAGCUGCUCAGUCUCCCGGUGGCGCAGGCCAUGAUCAACAUCAUCAAACCCCCGACACAGCCCGGUCCGGCGCCGCCCACUGACCAGCCGGACUCGCCGCAGCUCUUCAUACCCUUCCUGAUCGACGUGCGGGUCAGCGGCGGCCCCGAUCUGCCGGUGAAGGAUUCUCUGGAGACGGAGGAGCGCGACGCGGCCGGUCUGACGCCGCACGACACCCGCGACUUCUCCCCGCCCAAUUCGCCCAAUUUGGCGCAUGUCCUGGGACUGGGCGGCGGUGGGGAGCGGGAACGGGAGCGGGAGAAGGCCGGCGAGCUGAUGGAGUUGCAGGUGGAUUUCUGGAUGCCGGGGAGUCAGUCGAGCGACGAGCGCAGUAAGAAGACGGAGGUCAUCUUAUCCGUGACGGAGACGCCGGGCAGCGUGGCCUCGCGCGCCCCCCACAAGGCCCCGCCCAAGGACAUCCCCUCGGUGAAGACCUCGCUGAAGGCGCCCUUCAAGUUCCUGUACGUGGUGCGGCCCAUUACGCAGGCGCAGCCGGGCGGCAGCGCCGUUAUCGGCACGGGCGGCAAUGUUUUCACGCUGCUGUACGCUGUCAAGGAGAAGAAGAUCCCGCUGAUGCGCGCCCUGGCCAAGAAGCCCAAGGACUCCGAGACAAGGACGGUCCGCGAGGAGCCCGUCACGCGCCUCAUCUGCCGGAUCAGUAAGCCCCAGGGGACCACCAUGAAAGUGGCCAUCGACGGCUGCGACUGGCACCACAUCAACUUCUUCCAGCUGUCGACGCCCUGGCAUUCCACGGUCAAGACCUUUCCCCUGCUGAUCUCGCAGCCAACAUAGACGGAAUGCGGAUACCCAGUCCGUGCUGUCGCUUGUACAUUUGCGUGUGCGUAAUUCCCGUUGAAUUUCUUACGUUUACUUUCUUAUUCUCUCCCAUUAAUAUCAGGUAUUGAGUGUACAUUCAGCACGACGGUGAGUGGUUUGUUUGGGCUGGUAGCGGAAUUUUAUUGACUUAUUUCAGAGACAAUUCUAAGACACUUAAUGGCUGAGUGAUGAAGAUUUUUUUAUUACGUAUUAUUUAUUUAGACGGCAUCUGUACAAAAGAAUGAAAAUAAUAAAACAUUUGUG